This is a messenger RNA of Cottoperca gobio, 4696 nucleotides long. It is a transcript of the gene cdk19, whose product is annotated as cyclin dependent kinase 19. Gene Ontology annotation, biological process: protein phosphorylation. NCBI's taxonomy places the organism in Eukaryota, Metazoa, Chordata, Actinopteri, Perciformes, Bovichtidae. Gene Ontology annotation, cellular component: cytosol; nucleus. The transcript is spliced from 13 exons. The record is from RefSeq and is a predicted model, not a curated record. Bases 132 to 1604 code for a protein of 490 amino acids. Gene Ontology annotation, molecular function: protein serine/threonine kinase activity; ATP binding.
CAUUAAACGGAGCAGACCAAAAUCCCAAACAAGGAAAUGGUGGGGGAAUAAAACCACCAGAUUAUUUAAUUAAUGCAUGUAAUAAUUAAUAUUUUAUUUUAUUGUAAAUGAAGACGUAUUUAUGAGAUAAAAUGGAUUACGACUUCAAAACAAAGCUGGCGGCCGAGCGAGAAAGAGUAGAAGAUCUGUUCGAAUAUGAAGGUUGCAAAGUGGGUCGAGGCACCUACGGGCACGUUUAUAAAGCUAAACGCAAAAACGGGAAAGAUGAGAAGGAGUACGCACUGAAACAAAUAGAAGGCACUGGAAUAUCGAUGUCUGCCUGCAGGGAAAUCGCUCUGUUACGAGAACUGAAACACCCGAAUGUGAUCGCCCUGCAGAAAGUCUUUCUGUCCCACAGCGACAGAAAGGUUUGGCUCCUCUUCGACUAUGCUGAACAUGAUCUCUGGCACAUCAUCAAGUUCCACCGCGCCUCCAAGGCCAACAAGAAGCCCGUGCAGCUGCCCCGAGGGAUGGUGAAGUCUCUCCUGUAUCAGAUUCUGGAUGGGAUCCAUUACCUCCAUGCCAACUGGGUGCUCCACAGGGAUCUGAAACCAGCCAACAUCCUGGUGAUGGGGGAGGGUCCUGAACGAGGAAGAGUUAAUAUCGCUGACAUGGGUUUUGCUCGACUCUUCAACUCUCCCCUCAAGCCGCUUGCGGACCUGGACCCUGUGGUGGUGACGUUCUGGUACAGGGCCCCCGAGCUGCUGCUGGGGGCCCGCCACUACACCAAAGCUAUUGAUAUUUGGGCAAUUGGCUGCAUCUUUGCGGAGCUGCUAACGUCGGAGCCCAUCUUUCACUGUCGCCAGGAAGACAUCAAGACCAGUAACCCUUUCCAUCACGACCAGCUGGACAGAAUAUUCAGCGUCAUGGGUUUCCCCGCAGACAAGGACUGGGAAGACAUCAGGAAGAUGCCAGAGUACCCAACGCUGCAGAAAGACUUCAGGAGGACAACGUAUGCAAACAGCAGCUUCAUCAAAUACAUGGAGAAGCAUAAAGUGAAACCAGACAGCAAGGUUUUUCUGUUGCUCCAGAAACUGCUCACUAUGGACCCCACCAAGAGAAUCACAUCAGAGCAGGCGCUGCAGGACGCGUACUUCCUGGAGGAGCCAUUACCAACCACUGAUGUGUUUGCUGGCUGUCAGAUCCCCUACCCAAAACGAGAGUUUCUAAAUGAAGAUGAGCCAGAGGAGAAAACAGAAAAGAACCAGACCCAGCAACAGCAGAAGACCACCGCUCAUACUCAGAACCAGAAACAUCAGCAGACUGCAGCCCAGCGGGCCCACUCCCAGCUGAACCUGGCCCAAACCAACGGCACUACUGGAGCCACGGGGGCCCCUGUCGGCGUGGGUUUACAACACAGCCAGGACCAGGCGCCCCCUAACAAGAAAGCUCGGAUCGGGCCCUCUGGGGCCUCCUCAGGCACGGGGGUGCUGCAGUCAGAGUACCAGCACUCCGGCUCCCACCUUGGUUACCAAAGCAACGUCCAAGGUUCCACUCAGCCCCAGAGCACCAUGGGAUACUCGUCAUCAACCCAGCAGAGCUCCCAGUACUCCCACCGUUACUGAGGCUCCCGGCAGAGGAGUUGGCUCCUCCUGCAGCCUCCUCUACCUCAGCAGACGUCCCCAUCAUUUUAGCCCAGCCCUCCAUCACCUUUGACAUCUCUCCUGAUAGCCUUCCUCUGUAACACAAAGGCAAACAAACAAUCUAACGAGAAGUUGUGCCUGGUCGGGCUGGUGAAAAUAAUGUAAGAUAGAUGUGAAUUCUGAAUCAUGGCACUUACAAACCUGACUUAUAUCAGGAAGAACCGCAGCUCUGUUCAUAUACUGUAUGUACAUUAUAUAGCACCUUUUAAUAUUGGACUUUUUAUCAGCUAAUUGCUUAGAUUUCAAGUUUACCUUGAUAGUUGAUGUCAUUGUAAAUAUUGUACAUAUGGAAGUGAUGGGAUGGAAGUUAAGCUUCUCUAGUGUAAUAUUGGAUAAUCAAAAGAAACGUUUGAGCUCACCCUGUAGUCACAUGUUUUACACAGAAAAAUAUCAGCACUUUAGCUGAUACAAUUGCAGGGAAAUAUUAAAUGCGCAAUUUAACUUAAUCUUCUCACAAUAGGGUUUCUAUAUUUAGACUUCUCUUUAUCCACAUUUGGAUUUUGAACGUAAGAGAAGAAGUAGUGUCUCUACAGCUCUGAGUUCUGUGAUUUGUGAUACACCCCACUACAAGAUAAGAAACAUCUGACAGCCGAGCUUCGUGUCCUCUGACGACGACUUUUUAGAAGGUUGGAUGCCUCUCGUUUGUGGCCAGCAGCUCGGGAUUGUCUUCUUGCUGGUGGACACACAUCUUAUCGUGGACUUUCAACACUUUCAAGAUUUCUGAACACAAACGUACAGGGCAGCUAACAGUACGGCCCUCCUAUAUGCUUCUGGAGACUGUUACUGCCUGAUGUCACAUUGUUUUUUUAAGGUUAAAUGUUAUCAUUGUGGCCCUGUGUUGGUGUGAGUGUGUGUGUGAGUGUGUGUGUGUGUGUGUGUGUGUGUGUGUUAUAUGCAUGGUGUUUAUCCUUUUACUUACUAGAACUGCACUGAGUGCUGAACUGAUCUGCACAGUUUCCUCCUCUUCCUGUCUGCCCCUCUGAGCAGACAUGUGGCCGGGACCUUCGAAGACAGGGGGUGCGUUCUGUGGGAGAUGCCCAGGAGGCAGGAGCAGCAGUAAUGAUGUGUUGAUGUAAAUGUCCAUUGUAAAUCCUCAGUGUCCCUACAUCAAGUAUUCUUUUCUAAUUUCUAAUUUUUCUAUUUUUCUAAGUACACUUACUUAAGUACUGCACUUAAAGGAAUAGCUAAUUCUCUUUUUGCCAAGAGUACGUGUCUUUAUGAAUAUGAAGCUACUGAGGGCUAGCUUAGCUUAGCUGUUUCUCUGUUUCCAGUAUUUGUGCUAAGCUAAGCUAAGCGGAUGCUGGCCGGUACAGUUUUGAGGUACGGGUGCUUUAAUUGAGUAUUUCUAUUUUAUGCUACUUAAUACUUCUACUCCACCACAUUUAUCCAAAAGAGAUACUAGUAACUUUACUAAUUAAUAUUUUUUAUACAAAACAUCAUUGCAUGAUGCAUUUUUCCCUAUUAAAAAAUCUCAGUAUCAAGUUAUGUUAGUCUGUAAUUGGGUCCUAACCCAUUUAUGCACAAGCACUGAGAAUGUCUCAGCCUGUUUUUAUUGCAAAUCAAAUUGUUUCAAACAAUUUCUAAAAUCAAAUUUUAUUUGACAUAUCAAAACUAUUGGAACAGCGAGGUCAAUUCCUUUAUUUUUGCUGUACACUGAAAACAAUUGACUUUGACAUCAAAAGAUGAAUAUGAGAAAAAAAGAUCAGUCUUUCAGCUUCUAUUUCCAGGUAUUUACAUCUAGAUCUGAUAAAUAACUUAGAAGAUAGCAUCGUUUUUAACGGAACACCAACAUUUUAGGUGAGCAAAAGUAUAGGAACAGAGACUUAAAAUAGUGUGAAAAGUGAAUAAUACUUAAUAUUUAGUUGCAAAUCCUUUGCUUGCAAUAACAGCCUCAAGCCUGCCACCCAUUGACGUCACCAAACCUUUGCAUUCUUCUUUUGUGAUGCCUUUCCAGGCUUUCACCGCAGCUUCUUUCAGUUGUUGUUUGUUUCGGGGGUUUUCCCUUCAGUCUCCUCUUUAGCAGGUAAAAUACAUGCUCAAUAGGGUUCAAGUGUAGAGAUUGACUUAAACCUUUCACUUCUUUCCCCGCUUGAACUCCUUGGUUGUUUUGGCAGUGUGUUUUGGGUCGUUGUCUUGCUGCAUGAUGAAGGAUCUCCCGAUCAGUUUGGUUGCAUCUCUCUUUAUGUUGGCAGACAAACUGUUUCUGUAGACUUCUGAGUUCAUGUUGCUGCUGCCACCAUGUGUUGCAUCAUCAAAGAAGAUCAAUGAGCCCGUCCCAGAAGAAGCCAUGCAAGCUCCAGCCAUGACAUUACCUCCACCAUGUUUCACAGAUGAGCUUGUGUUUGGGAUCAUGAGCAGAUCCCUUCUUUCUCCACACGUUAGCCUUUCCAUCACUUUGGCAAAGGUUCAUCUUUGUCUCAUCAGUCCAUAAAACUUUGUCCCAGAACUCUUGAGCCUCGUCUCUCUACUCUUUGGCAAAUUUAAUCUGGCCUUCCUGUUCUUAUUGCUAAUGAGUGGUUUGCAUCUUCUGGUGUAGCUUCUGUACUUUGGUUCCCAAUAUCUUCUGAGAACGGUGUAUUGUGAAACCUGACAGUUCUCACAAUGUUUUUGUCAUCAACUGCUGAUGUUUUCCUUGGUCUACCAGUUCGACGUCUGUUGCUCAGUACACCAGUGGUUUCUUUCUUCUUCAAUACAUUCCAAAUGGUUAUACUGGCUAUGGCCAAUGUUUGUGCAAUGGCUCUGAUUGAUUUUCUAUCUUCUCUCAGUUUCAAAAUUGCUUGCUGGUCUUCAUGUUGGUUACACCUUUAAAGCUAUAAAUGCAUUAUGUACAGGCAAAACCCAAAGCUGAAACUGAGAGUAAACAUUCAGUGCUAUUUAUUGUUUGAAUUAUCAAUGCACAGGACACACCUAGGCAACAAAAAACACCCGUCAAUCACAUGUUCCAAUACUUUUGUUCACUUGAAAAAUGGGUGGGUUCAAACAAAAGGUGCUAUCUCCUAAGUUGUUUAACUGAU